AGUGUGGGACAUUUGUGGAUACACACUUCACCAGGAGACAAGAUAACUCACUGUUGUCUUCACUUCCACUUCAGUCUGAAGACGUUUUGAGGACAAAGAGGCUCGUUUUGUUUCUCAGUGCUGAUGUGAAGCUGCAAGAGGUCAAAGGGUAAGGACUGAUUCUCUCACGUUCACCUGGAGCAGGAGCCUUUAAACAGGUACAUAUGGGGCAGGUCUCAGCCAUGGAGGGCGACUGUCUCAGCUGCAUGAAGUACCUGAUGUUCAUCUUCAACUUUUUCAUCUUUCUGGGUGGCUUCCUCCUGCUGGGUGUCAGCAUCUGGGUGCUGGUUGACCCGCUGGGCUUUAGGGAGAUCAUGGCGGUGAACCCGCUGCUGUUCCCGGGCGUGUACGUCGUUCUGGCCAUGGGCAGCAUGCUGUUCCUGCUCGGCUUCCUGGGCUGCUGCGGCGCCAUCAGGGAGAACAAGUGUCUGCUGCUGUUUUUCUCCAUGCUCAUCCUCUUCAUCUUCCUGGCAGAGUUGGCAGCAGCCAUACUGGCCUUCCUCUUCAGGGAUCAUUUAAACAGAGACUAUUUCACCAGGGAGCUGAAACGUCACUAUCAAGGUCACAACAACUCGGACGUCUUCACAUCCAUGUGGAACAGCAUCAUGACCACGUUCGACUGCUGCGGCGUUAGCGGUCCCGAGGACUUCCAGGAGAGCCUUUUCAGGCUCCUCAGCCCCGGUCACAUGGUUCCCGAGGCCUGUUGCCAGAGGAACAGUUACCAUGGAGACGUCAGCGUGGAGCAGUGCAUGAGUGGAAGGGUGGCCUUCAGACACAGCAAGGGCUGUUACUCAGCAACCGUGAAUUAUUUUGAGAUGUACAUCUACUCAGCAGGAGCUCUGGCCAUCGCGGUGCUGACAAUUGAACUCUUUGCCAUGGUGUUUGCGAUGUGUCUAUUCCGAGGUAUCCAGUAACCACCGCGCGCACGUCCAUCGUCAGAGAGAAGGCACCGACAGGAGGGAGAAACACAGCUGUGAAAUGUGAAACGUGUUUGUACAGUGAUCGUUUGCGUGUGUCAUUGGUUUCGUGGAGUCGUUUUGUUCUUCACAACAGCAGCGAGGUGUUUGAGGUCCUGCUGCUUCAGGGCACAGUAGACACACACACACACAGGAAGUAAUCCGUGACCUGCGACCUGCGGAUUAGGUUUAAGUGCUGUCCACAGUGAGAGAAGGUCAAACUCCAGCGAUUCAAGGGUUUCCAAUGCAGUAAAGUGGACCACAGCUGAUUUAUAUCUUUGAUUUGAUGAUUGGUCAUUCUUUAGGGUGUAUACUGUACCGUGAACAGAGAGUCACAGCUACACCAACACUGGCAUUGAUUUCAGGUCCAGUGUGUAACAUUUUGGACGCUUUAUUGGCAAACAUUUUAAUAUAUACAAAUGUUUGUUUUUUUGUAGCUUUAGAAAAAGUCUCUCUAACUUAGCACCCGCUCUUUAUUGGUCAGUAUUGAAGUAUUUGUAAGUGGAGAAAUGGUUCUGCAAUUUAUGCUUUAUUCUAAAUGAGCUAUUUGCAUUUUUUAGUUCCUACCAAAGGAAGGCCAUGCUGAAAAAGUUUGGG
Molecule: messenger RNA, 1592 nt
Organism: Solea solea (common sole)
Lineage: Eukaryota; Metazoa; Chordata; Actinopteri; Pleuronectiformes; Soleidae
Product: tetraspanin-18-like
Exons: 9
Coding region: 204-953 (249 amino acids)
Cellular component (GO): membrane
Source: RefSeq, a predicted model, not a curated record